GGAUGGAUAAAUAAGAUUCGUUUAAAUCCAAGCUUUUAAGUUAAGGCAGGUAGAGCAAGAAGCCUAUAUAUCCGUCGUCUUUCCCAUUCCAUUCCAUUCUUAUCGCCAUUUUCAUCCACUUCAUUGCUCUUCAUAGCUCACUCUCCCUCAACAACCCAAAUGCCCAGCAUCUCUUCACUCUUCUAGAAUAUGGGCACCGCCGCAUCCAUGAACGCCGACACCAGCUCCCAUGGCACCGAAGACCACGCCGGCGGCCAGCUCUACGUCUCCCUCAAGAUGGAGAACUACAGGCUCAAAGGGGAGCUCGUACCCCAUGUUUACGGCUCCGCCCCGCUCGUCGGCUCAUGGGACUCCUCCAAAGCUCUGUCUAUGGAGCGAGAAUCGACUUUUAUGUGGGAAUUAAGCUUCGUUGUACCACCUAAUCACGAGACGCUGGAUUUUAAGUUCUUGUUGAAGCCCAAGCACGGUAAUGUGCCGUGUGUUGUGGAGGAGGGUCCGAAUAGGCAAUUGAUAGGAGGUACAUUGCAAGGGGACCGGAACUCUGCCAUGUUUAAGUUGGUCGGCGAUGAGGUUCUUGAGUAUAAGGUGUUCAUUAAAGCAGAUAGGGUUUCACCAUUCGAUCUUGCUGCAAGUUGGAGGGCGUAUCAGGAGAACUUCCAGCGAUCAGCUGUUCGUGGGAUACCAGAUGUCAGUAUAGCUUCUGCUACUGAAGCUGGUAAUGAGAAUGGAUCCCCAGCAAGUCUGGAGCUUGAUAUUGAGCAUUAUGUUGUUCCAGCUCCAUCUGCAAAUUCAGGUCCAGUUUAUGCAGCAAAUAUGACAGAAACUCCUAGAUCACUCACUCGUACAGGAAUACUUUCCAGGAACGACAGCUCUAGUGGUUCAUCACAUUCUCAAAAAGAUCUCGGUGCCUCAGUUGACCGACCUGGUGGGAUGGAAGUCAUUGUCCCAGAAACAGCAAAGUUGUCUUUAGGAUCUGGCAUGGUCGAGUCAAAGUCCGUUGGAACUUUUUCUAACAUGCAGAAACAGGAAGUGCACAGAGGACUCUUUGUGGAUAGGGGGGUAGGAUCUCCUAGACUAGCAAAAUCAGCAAGUGCAUCAACUUUUGCUGUUGAUGUCAAACUUGAUUCAGAACCUAAGAACUCUAUGCCAGCUGCUGCAGGAGCUGUUGCAGCUGGAGCUGUAGCAGAUCAGAUGCUUGGGCCCAAGGAGGAUAGACAUCUGGCAAUUGUCCUGGUUGGGUUGCCUGCUAGGGGGAAAACUUUCACAGCAGCAAAACUUACUCGAUAUCUUCGUUGGUUAGGUCAUGAUACCAAACACUUCAAUGUUGGGAAGUAUCGAAGGCUCAAGCAUGGAGUUAACCAGACAGCUGAUUUUUUCAGAGGCGACAAUCCAGAAGGCAUAGAAGCACGCAAUGAGGUAGCAGCGCUUGCAAUGGAGGAUAUGAUAUCUUGGAUGCAAGAGGGUGGCCAGGUUGGGAUAUUUGAUGCUACAAACAGUACCAGGAAAAGACGGAACAUGCUUAUGAAAAUGGCUGAGGGCGAAUGCAAGAUUAUCUUUCUAGAGACAUUAUGCAAUGAUAGGAAUAUAAUUGAAAGGAAUAUACGUCUCAAAGUUCAACAGAGCCCGGACUAUGCUGAAGAGCCAGAUUUUGAAGCAGGGUAUCAUGACUUCAAGGUCCGACUGGAAAAUUACGAAAAGGUCUAUGAGCCAGUUGAAGAAGGGUCUUAUAUAAAAAUGAUUGAUAUGGUCUCUGGAAAUGGUGGACAAAUACAAGUGAACAACAUUAGUGGCUACCUUCCAGGGCGAAUAGUAUUCUUCCUGGUGAAUACACAUCUAACUCCCCGUCCAAUUUUGCUUACCAGGCAUGGAGAGAGCCGAGACAAUGUCAGAGGUCGAAUUGGUGGUGACAGUGCCAUAAGUGAUUCUGGUGAGCUUUAUGCUAAGAAACUGGCAAAUUUUGUUGAGAGGCGCCUGAAAAAUGAAAAGGCUGCUUCCAUAUGGACUAGCACGUUACAGAGAACAAUUUUGACAGCAACUCCAAUUGGAGGAUUUCCCAAGAUACAAUGGCGUGCACUUGAUGAAAUUAAUGCUGGUGUAUGUGAUGGGAUGUCAUAUGAAGAAAUUAAGAAAAAUAUGCCAGAAGAAUAUGAAUCGCGUAAAAAGGACAAAUUGAGGUACAGAUAUCCACGUGGAGAAUCUUAUCUUGAUGUUAUACAAAGGCUGGAGCCUGUGAUUAUUGAGCUCGAACGGCAAAGAGCUCCAGUUGUGGUCAUAUCUCACCAGGCAGUUUUGAGGGCUUUGUAUGCUUAUUUUGCUGAUAGGCCAUUGAAAGAGAUUCCCCACAUCGAGAUGCCACUUCACACAAUAAUAGAAAUACAGAUGGGAGUUACCGGUGUCCAGGAGAAACGAUACAAGCUCAUGUGAGAGCUCACGAAACUUGACAUGAUUGCAUAGUAAGCUUCCAUUCCUUAAUUACUAGUGUCACUCAGCUGUAAAAAACCGAUACAAGGGAGAAAAAUAAUGUUAGGUCAGGUGAAAAUUAUUCAUCACGAACAGAAUUUUAUGGCUACUGGUACCUCACCUCAAUGUCCGAAUUUCGUUCUCGAUCCGAAGGGGUCAAAAAUAAUGACCAAUCACCUGCUGUUUUUCGUCUC
Molecule: messenger RNA, 2654 nt
Organism: Salvia miltiorrhiza (redroot sage)
Lineage: Eukaryota; Viridiplantae; Streptophyta; Magnoliopsida; Lamiales; Lamiaceae
Product: 6-phosphofructo-2-kinase/fructose-2,6-bisphosphatase
Exons: 23
Coding region: 190-2424 (744 amino acids)
Biological process (GO): fructose metabolic process; fructose 2,6-bisphosphate metabolic process
Cellular component (GO): cytosol
Molecular function (GO): 6-phosphofructo-2-kinase activity; starch binding; fructose-2,6-bisphosphate 2-phosphatase activity
Source: RefSeq, a predicted model, not a curated record